Messenger RNA from Asterias rubens (European starfish), 2995 nucleotides. RefSeq lists its product as uncharacterized. Lineage: Eukaryota; Metazoa; Echinodermata; Asteroidea; Forcipulatida; Asteriidae. The transcript has 8 exons. The record is from RefSeq and is a predicted model, not a curated record. The coding region runs from base 293 to 1747 and encodes 484 amino acids.
UCGAGCAUGAAGCUACUACACCUUGCAUGUAAUAACACACGAGACUCAACUUGUCUUGCAUCGGACAAAACAUUCACCCAAAAUAUGGGUAGGUGGGUUUUGGGACGUCUUUAAAACAUUAUAUUAUUCAGGAAAAAAAACCACCAAGACUGUUCGUCAAGGAGCAGCAUCUGUCUCAUCACCGAGUAUAAGCUUAACGCCAGGCUGGAUGUUUUCACUCAAGUAAAAAGCACACAAUCUGAACUCUGAAGACUCUUUCUCCUUUGGAGCCUACAUUUAACACUCUGCCAAGAUGUCUUCCGAAUCUAUCGUCCUGCCUGCCAUCCCUCGUAUUCCCGUCCAGCUCCAAGGCAAAGACUUUCUCUGCUCCUCAACUUUCCGCAUCGGGAAUGACCGUCGCCUAUCCCGCAGUGCCCUAAAGCGCAGCACCUUCACCAAGGACUACGUGGUGCACGACCACUACGGGCGAGCAGCAGCUUCCGAUCCACCAGCUCCUGCCGAGGUGAUGCACCGCGAUCCCAACCAGGUCAGCCAGAACGCAACCGAAUCCAAUGUUUCCUUCACUGGCACCACCCUCCCAAAGGUGUCCAUGUGUCUCAAACUGAACAAGACCAACUUCAAGAUGGACGCGGAUGAGAGAGUGGACUCCUUCCACACCACACAUGCCAGCCACUACUAUCCGAAGCCGUUGAGUAGGAGUUUCCCGUUGGAUAACGCCAUGAAGAGCUAUGUUCCUCAAGGAGAUAUAGAGAAGGAGAAGAUGCCGAUGUCUAACUACAGAGAUAACUUUCUCGGCCAUGAUACCAAUGUCUUCAAGGUGAAAAAGGCGCCAUGCAUGCAUGACGGAGGCCAGAGUACAAUCCGAGGCGAGGACAGGACCCACACCCAGUUUGCCACAUCAACGGAGGAGCAGUUUCCAGGCAGAUAUUUACCCUACGUUGCAGUCAAACCAGACCUCCUUGGUUCUAACAUUCCAAAAGGCGACCAGGAGAAGUUGGUUCACAAAGAGACCACCCAGGUCGUGUCAUACCCCAAACCAGGCAGCGCCAACUACCGUGUUUACAGAAGAGACAACGCCCUGACAAGGCUUGGGGACACCAACUACAAAGUGGGACACGCUAAGAAGUAUGACAAGUUUGAAACGACAGCCGCACAGUCCUUCCAGUUGGAUCAAAUGCCAGAGCCAACACAGAUUGUCUCAUAUGACAGCAAUGCCAGUAGUUUUCCUGAGGGGGAUCGUAACCCAGAGAGAGUGAAGAACAGAGUGUCUACCACAAACUACACGUUCUACCACAAAAAGCCCCCUGGCAGUUUCCACAACGACAUCAUAUCAGGAGCCAACAAACUCACCUCCAGUCGGGUAACUUUUGGCGUACCGAGCCAGAACUCUGCGUAUUACUCCACGACAGUAACCGAUACCUACCCAGCAUUCAGCGUACCUGUAGAGCGAGUCGCUGGUCAUCAGAAAAGCAAAGUACCUCUGGACUUCUAUGGGACAGGACAAGAGGUGAACACCUCAACGACAAAGGAUAACUUUCCAUCUUGGGAGGAAUUCCCAAGACACACAGUGAGCAAGGAGGCCCUAGCCAAGCUUCGGAGCUCCAACAUCACUCCUCCCCUCCAUGGUAACCGUGAAUUCACCACCACUCACCUAUCUUCCUACACUGCCAAGAAGGUGAACAGGUACCAGUACGACAGCGGUAAACUGCAACGAAGCUCCGUCCCGCUUGGUACCAUGACGAUAUGAGGAGACCAAAUUUAUCUGUAUUAUAUUAAAAAUGAAAUAUUUCUUUUAUUAAAUUAUGACUACACGCUUCCAAUAAUCUUACAUGUACUGUUCAAAAUAGUACUGAAUUCAUUUUGUAUAUGAUUAUUUUCUCACUUUUAAUUUGUGGCAUUGUACACUGUAAAUAGCUUUUCACAGAAAUGUUUUUGCUCCCAUGACUCAUAAUUUAUUACCCAAAUGCCAUAGGUCUCGUUGUAUAGUGCUGUGGUUUUAAACUGAAACACAAGCAUAGACCCUACACAAAUAGUUGAGGUGCAUUUAACACCAACCACUAUUUUCAACCUGGGAAAAGUUCAAUGGCAUUACUUAAAGAUAGGGUCAUAGGUUGGUUUCUAUCAAUGUAAUGCUGAUUCAUUGGCAAAGUUAUAUGGAAAGUUACUAUAAAAGUAAAAAAUUAAAGUAACAUGUGAAAGUUUCAGCUGAAUAGUGUCUACUUGUUGAGAAAACAGGAAUAAAACUGUCUCUAUACUUUCACUAUGAAAGCUUAUCAACACCUUGCUCAUUAACAAUCACCAAGAUUCAUGUCUAAGCCAAAUAUUGGCCCCUCUUCGUUUGGCUGGGGUCGAGGUCGGCAAGGUGAGGGAGAAUGGGGAAAGGGCGGGCACUGGUAUGAAAGCCCAGCUAGGUAAACUGUCAUGUAGGAUCCAUACACCAUUCCUAUGAUAUUUUAAUCAAGAAGUUGGCUCCCCUUUUGUUUUAGAGAAUGAAGUUCCUGUUGACCGUUUUACACCACUUACAUGAUCACAAAUUCUUACAACAAACAAUACUGUCAACAAGCCUUCAAGUAACAGAAGCAAAACAGUGAAAACAGGAGCUGUUCAGACAUACCAGUACGAUGUUGAUCUGGACGCUGAAUGCAGGACUUGUCAGCCUGUGUAGCAGUCUGAUUGUAGGACAUCUUGCAAGUAGCACGAUGUGUGUGUGUGAAGGUUGGGGGAUUUUUCCAACAGGCUGCCUGCAUAAUCUCUGUAAUAGCCACUCCCUGAAAAGGAACUAGUAAAGUGUGCAUAGGAAAAGUCUGAAUCCGAUAUGGCAAUGACUAUAGUUUUAAAAAGGACCAUAAAUGCAGACCAGGUAAGUAAAGCUUCUUGCUUUUUAAACGGAGACUUAAACCCAGAUCAUACUUCAUGUGAAUACAAAGCGACUUUGACGUGAAUUUGACGUCACAACCCUCCUUUCGCACCGAUAUUCGCAAGUGAGUUGAGCAAA